This is a messenger RNA of Malurus melanocephalus (red-backed fairy wren), 2852 nucleotides long. RefSeq names its product lysyl oxidase like 3 (gene LOXL3). The record is from RefSeq and is a predicted model, not a curated record. Gene Ontology annotation, cellular component: membrane. Bases 46 to 2313 code for a protein of 755 amino acids. The transcript has 13 exons. Lineage: Eukaryota; Metazoa; Chordata; Aves; Passeriformes; Maluridae. Gene Ontology annotation, molecular function: protein-lysine 6-oxidase activity; copper ion binding. Gene Ontology annotation, biological process: peptidyl-lysine oxidation; inflammatory response.
CCCCUGCACUCCCUGACCCUGCUGUCCCUGCAGAGCCACGCUGCCAUGGGAGGCCACACCACGCGGGCAUGGCCGGAGCUGCUGGCACUGCUGGGCAGCGCSUGGCUGUGGGUGGGGAGCGCCCAGCCCACCCUCCCGAGCCCCACGCACACCCCCGUGCCCCAGCUGAGGUUCCGCCUGGCCGGUUACCCCCGCAAGCACAACGAGGGCCGCAUCGAGGUCUUCUACAACGACGAGUGGGGCACCAUCUGCGACGAUGACUUCACGCUGGGCAACGCGCACGUGCUGUGCCGGCACCUCGGCUUCGUGGCGGCCACYGGCUGGGCUCACAGCGCCAAGUAUGGCAAAGGAGUCGGGCGGAUCUGGCUGGACAAUGUGAACUGUGCCGGGAGCGAGAAGAGCAUCGGGGACUGCAAACACCGGGGCUGGGGGAACAGCGACUGCAGCCACGAGGAAGACGCCGGUGUGGUGUGCAAGGAUGAACGCAUUGCAGGCUUCAAGGACUCCAAUGUCAUCGAGACCGAGCAGAGCCACGUGGAGGAGGUCCGGCUGCGGCCGGUGGUGUCCGGGGGGCGGCGGCAGCUGCCGGUGACCGAGGGCAUCGUGGAGGUGCGCUACAAGGAYGGCUGGGCACAGAUCUGCGACCAGGGCUGGGACAGCCACAACAGCCGCGUGGUCUGCGGCAUGAUGGGCUUCCCGGCAGAGAAGAAGGUCAACAGAAACUUCUACAAGCUCUUCACGGAGCGGCAGCAGCUCAACUACCGCCUGCACUCGGUGUCCUGCACGGGGACAGAGGUGCACCUUUCCAUGUGCUCCUUCGAGUUCUACCGGGGCAACGCCUCGGCCGCCUGCGGGGCCGGCAUGCCCGCCGUGGUCAGCUGYGUGCCCGGGCCCCUUUUUGCCACUGGCAAUUCCCACAAGAAGAAACAGCGCCAGCAGCAGCAGCAGCAGGGCCAGCCCCGGAUCCGGCUGAAGGGCGGUGCAAAGAUCGGCGAGGGUCGUGUCGAGGUGCUCAGGAGCAGCGAGUGGGGCACCAUCUGUGACGACCGCUGGAACCUGCAGUCAGCCAGCGUGGUGUGCCGCGAGCUGGGCUUUGGCAGCGCCAARGAGGCCCUCACCGGGGCACGCAUGGGCCAAGGGACGGGGCCCAUCCACCUGAACGAGGUGCAGUGCCGGGGCACCGAGAAGUCCCUCUGGAGCUGCCCCUUCAGGAACAUCACCCAGGAGGACUGCAAGCACUCRGAGGACGCGGCCGUCCGCUGCAACAUCCCCUACAUGGGCUACGAGAACCUGAUUCGGCUGAGCGGGGGCCGGAGCCGCUUCGAGGGGCGGGUCGAGGUGGCGGUGGGGGCUGGCGACGGGGAGCAGCCCCGCUGGGGUCUGGUGUGCGGCGAAGGCUGGGGUACRCUCGAGGCCAUGGUGGCCUGUCGCCAGCUGGGUCUGGGAUUCGCUAACCACGGCUUACAAGAGACRUGGUACUGGGACGCCAGCAACGUGACAGAGAUGGUCAUGAGCGGCGUGAAGUGCGCCGGCCACGAGAUGUCCCUGAGCCACUGCCAGCACCACGGUGCCAGCCUGAGCUGCAGGAACACGGGCACGCGCUUCGCUGCGGGCGUCAUCUGCUCCGAGACCGCCUCCGACCUGCUGCUGCACGCGCCGCUGGUGCAGGAGACGGCGUACAUCGAGGACCGGCCGCUGCACAUGCUGUACUGCGCCGCCGAGGAGAACUGCCUGGCCAGCUCGGCCCGCCAGGCCAACUGGCCCUACGGCCACCGCCGCCUGCUGCGCUUCUCCUCCCAGAUCCACAACCGCGGCCGCGCCGACUUCCGCCCCAAGGCCGGCCGCCACUCCUGGGUCUGGCACGAGUGCCACCGGCACUACCACAGCAUGGACAUCUUCACCCACUACGACAUCCUGACCCCCAAUGGCACCAAGGUGGCCGAGGGACACAAGGCCAGCUUCUGCCUGGAGGACACCGAGUGYGAGGAAGACGUGGCCAAGAGGUACGAGUGUGCCAACUUCGGGGAGCAGGGCAUCACUGUGGGCUGCUGGGACCUGUACCGGCACGACAUCGACUGCCAGUGGAUCGACAUCACUGAUGUCAAGCCAGGCAACUACAUCCUGCAGGUGGUGAUCAACCCCAACUUCGAGGUGGCAGAAAGCGACUUCACCAACAAUGCCAUGAAAUGCAACUGCAAGUACGACGGGCACCGYGUCUGGGUGCACAGCUGCCACAUCGGAGAUGCGCUUAGUGAGGAGGCCAACAGGCGGUUUGAGCAGUACCCAGGUCAGCUCAACAACCAGAUCUCAUAGGGCCCCGGCCCUGGGGAGACGGGCAUCUCCCUCCCUCACCCCAUACGGAUGGGAGGAAGCCGCUGGGGGACCGGCGGGGAGGCCUCAUGCCCGGCGCUGCUGUCACCGUGUCCUGCCGGGGACUGCCCAGGACUCGCCACCGGCUGCCUUUCCCCACCUCRGGGGGGCUGGUGCUGGAGGCACCGACACCUGCACCUCCCAGCCUGGGGCUGCCACCCCAACCACUGGCCAGCAGGCCGUGCCCACAUUCCCUGGGCUGUGGCACACGGGUACGGCCCGGGAGGUCCUGCACCCCUCACUGCUCCAUCCCUCCCAUUCCAGCUGCACCCCAUCUCCCACUCUCCCUGGUUCCUCUCACCCUACAACCCCCCUACAUCCCUUCAGCUGGCCCCAGGACCCACACCCACACAGGUCCUCAGGACCCUGGUCCCCCAGGGAUGGUUGCAGGUAUCCCUGCCCACAAGCGCUGCCCAGGGGUGACUCCUACCCCAUGUCUCAGUUGUAAUUUUAUUUCCUCUAUAAAGUUGUAAGUUCUAUUU